Messenger RNA from Blastomyces gilchristii SLH14081, 3631 nucleotides. RefSeq names its product C6 zinc finger domain-containing protein. Gene Ontology annotation, cellular component: nucleus. The coding region runs from base 768 to 3056 and encodes 762 amino acids. NCBI's taxonomy places the organism in Eukaryota, Fungi, Ascomycota, Eurotiomycetes, Onygenales, Ajellomycetaceae. Gene Ontology annotation, molecular function: DNA-binding transcription factor activity, RNA polymerase II-specific; zinc ion binding; transcription cis-regulatory region binding. The record is from RefSeq and is a predicted model, not a curated record. Gene Ontology annotation, biological process: positive regulation of transcription by RNA polymerase II. The transcript is spliced from 5 exons.
CGGCCGCAGAAGUGAUGAGGGUAACUAAGGGAAGGCACGUGCAGUUAAACAGCUGAGUUGUUUCACUAAAAUGGUAUUGCACUAAUUGUGGCCUCGCGGCCAGACAAGGGGGGGAGGGAGAGAUCGCUGUUCCGUUCGUUCCUGCAGUUCCUGCAGCUCCGCCCAAACCCAGCGGCGGGUGACGAUCACAGCGCUCAACCCCUCCACCUCCCACCGUUUAUCGUUUAUUUAAGCCCCUACAACAACGAACAAGCCGACCGGCCAAACAACAACAAUCGCAAACCUACAGAAUAUAUGAGCUUCUGAUGUAUAGCUCCAUGUAUCAUCUCCGCAGCAGCUAUCCUACCAUCUAGGUAAAUAUUGGUACAUAAUUGCUGCAAUUCCUCGCCUUCUCUCGAUCUAACCCCCCUACGCUCAUUCUCGCGACUGUCCCGCGGGCCGGCACCUUCUCCGCUCCGCCCUAACCUCACCUUCCCGGUUGCAAUUCCUAUAACGACUCAUUAACGAGGAUCGAUAGUUUUUAAGGCUGAUAAACCUCGACGCCGCCUCCCCGUUCGACCAUUCCUGCUAUUCCUAAGUGCUGUAGAAAACAGGACCCGCCAAUACUCACUCCCCUAUUGCUGGUAUAUUCAGUUGCCCCGAUACAGUGCCCACAUGAGGUCUUGAAAAGGCACGGGUUUUAGAGCGCCCGGCCGCGCUCCAGGCACUAUAACGGAUACCAUUUCCUGGGAAUAUUCAGAUUCAUUGUCUGGUUAUAUACCAAUCCGAUGGCAUCAACAGUUGAUGGAAACGUCCUCGCGCAACCAGAAUUCGAAAUUCCUCUGAACUUGGCUGCGCCUGCCGCUACAGCGGCUGAGGGGGAUUAUCCUGUAAAUGGCGACACUUACCGGAUAGCUGCGAAAGCAGCUACGAAUUUCAAUACCCAACCGCGGCAACAAAAACCGAAGAAUGUCUGCGGUGGAGACAGCACGAGUUCUGGUCCGGGUAACGCUGCGACAAGGGCUGCGAAUGCCUCAGGCCAGAUGAAUACGCAAAAACCCAAACGUGUACGGACGGGAUGUCUGACGUGUAGAGAACGACAUCUCAAAUGCGAUGAGACGCUUCCUCGAUGUCAAAACUGCCAAAAGUCGGACCGACAGUGUAAGCGUGGCGUGCGACUGAACUUUAUUGACACUCAUGUCGCAGCACCACCAUUUGCAGCGCCAUUCACGCAUGACUGGCAGGUUAACUUUCACGACGAAUCUCGUGAGAUUGCUUCGGAAUAUCGGGGGGGUUUUGAGCGGUAUCCCCGCCUAAGGAAAGAUGGCCCCUCUGCCUCUCGAAAACCAGUGCCUCACCCGUCCGCCUACAAUUUCCCUGAUAUCAUGGGAGCACCAUCCCUUUCGCAUCAGAGCCUUUCGCAUGCUGCUCCUCUGCUUCCUAACUAUCCCGAGUCGCAACAACCGGAAAUGACUGAGCCCAUUUUCCAACAUACCCCUCAAACAGACCACCACUCUAACCCAACAUUUUCUAACCACCCUCUAACACAUUCUCCAUUCAAUUCUCUGAAAUCUAAUCUAGGACCUCCCGGAAAUGUCAAACACUGUCUGGAGAGUGCAGAGGAAGUUCUACUCAUGCAAGUUUUCGUAGAGGAAGUUGGGCUAUGGAUGGACUCGAUGGACUCGAAAAAACAUUUUUCUCAUAUCCUACCAUACCAUGCUCUUAACGAACCUAUGCUUUUGAAUGCGUUUAUGGCAUGCGGCGCACGGCACCUGUUUUUGGUUAAUCCAUCAUACGGCGAAGACAAGGCUCUGUAUUAUUACAACACUUCUACGCGUGAUCUCCUUACCUGUUUGCAAAACCCCAAUCGCGAUACAGUCUUAUGUGCCACGACAGCGGUAAUUCUUAACGUUUACGAAAUAAUGUGUGAAAAGGCGAUGCAGCGGAUGAACCAUAUCGCGGGCGCCCGGGCCCUCAUUAAGGAGUGCCGCUGGGAUGCCAAAAGUGUUGGGAUAGGAAGCGCUUGCUUCUGGCUUAAUGUUGGCAUGGAGUUAUUGAGCUGUCUCCAUUUCAACUGGAGAAUGGCCUGGGAUCCGGAUACCUGGGAUAUAGAUAUGAACAUGACCGCGUCGCAGAAUGCUAUCACGGGCGAUGAAGAGCUGUGGACCCAUCGGAUGGUGUACAUAUGUGCGAAAAUCGCCAAUUUUAGAUCAACGAUUCCGCAUUUCCAGGACCCAGAUCGAGCCGCGCAUGAUUUGCGACUGAACCAGCGGAUCCAGGAAUGGAAUACGUAUAGGGGGUGGUGUGACGAGUGGGCGAGAUGCGUACCGCGCUCAAUGAUGCCGCUUGGUUACUUACAGCCUUGGCAGACAAGCUCCAAGUCGUCGUUCCCGGAGGUUUGGCUUAUUAAACGCACUGCCGUCGUAGGUCGGCUGUUUUACCACACAGCCUGCUGUCUGCUUGCGAAAAUCCACCCCACGGAAUCCGAGUACAGCGAGAAUAUGAUGGCGAUGCAGCAGAGCCACGCGCAUGAUAUUUGCGGAAUCGUGGCGCAUGUGAAAGACAGAGGCGUCGCCAGCGUUUCCCUCCGCUGCCUUGCCAUUGCCGCAGAAUGCUUGACAAACCGACAAGCACAGGAAGAAGUCCUACAAAUCAUCGACAAAAUCAUCAAAGAGACGGGUUGGCAGGUGGCCUUCUUGCGCACUGAACUUAUGGAGAAGUGGGGAUGGAGUCAUAAUAACAAUAAUAACAAUAACAACAACGCCAACAAUCAUAAUAAUAAUCAUAAUAACUCCUCCCCGCGACAGCUGCAAGCUUCCGCUUCCACAGCACCAGGCUCGUCCGCGCCAUCAUUACUCUCGUCAUCACUUCUGAAAUCCGGCCCGCAUAAUCCCAACGCAAGUGGAGGGCGCGGUCCAACUACCACUCCGCCCCGCCAACGGAUGCCACAGGGCAUCGUGAACCCUCUUAUGGCUACUGCGGAUUUUUCAUACGAGAACCAUCCGUACCAGGCCCACUACGUUGCGCCCCAUGAUCACAAUCAUCUGGGGGGUUAUCAGCAUUACGAAUCUUACUGAUAUAUAUAUAUAUAUAUGAUAUAUAUAAUAUUUUUAUUGUUUCCAUUUUGGCUUCUUUUGCCCAUCGUGAUAUUCUUUUGGCAUUUUCUGUGAUUACUAUUAUUUACGGCUAUUAUCAUUGGGGUUUCGUGCAAAAAAUGUGGAUUUGAGAUACCAAAUACCAAUUGAUUUGUUUUUCUUUUACGUUCUCUUACCUUUAUUUUUUGUUCAGAAUCGGCGAAUGAUUCCGUUUUCUCCAUGUGGGGAUUUGGAAGUGUUCAUUUGAUUGUGUAUUAUCAGUAUUUCACCAUUCUUAUUAUUAAAGAGAGAUUUGCUUUUUGGAUGGUAUAAUGUAUAUACAGCUUACACACGCUCUUCUCUAUCAUAUUCCAAGUUAACUUUUCUCAUUUCUUCAAAUCUUCAUAUAGUAUCAAAGUGUACACGAUCUUGGAUAUUUCACAUGCCAUAUCAUCAUCAUAUCAUACGUUUGUACGUUUUCUUGUGUCAUUUAGAUAUAGCAUUUGUACUAAAACACUUAGCAAUCUUAGCAGAUACCAAUGUCCCUCAGCCAUCGCCCUCCAUUCCCAAAAUAAAAU